GACAGAACCUAAACAAUGAGCUCCGGGGUAAAAGAGUGGACUACUGCUGCCUCUUUGGUGGUUGCCACAGCUGCCGUGGGGUAUAUUGCAUACAAAUCCCUCUGCUGCAAAGAUAAAUGCUGCAAGGCUAGGGUGAACCCUGACCUCCAGAAGGACAAUCCCAAGGUGGUCCACGCAUUUGACAUGGAAGACUUGGGAGAUAAAGCUGUCUACUGCCGCUGCUGGAGAUCCAAAAAGUUUCCGUAUUGCGAUGGCGCUCACACAAAGCAUAACGAGGAAACCGGUGACAACGUGGGCCCCUUAAUCAUCAAGAAAAAAGAAUCUUAAAUCAUCAACACUCUCCCCCCACAGCUCUAAUCCAUCAGGAUAUUAUAAUCUGCUGUGGUUCUGUAGAGUCAGUCUAUCCAUGUAGGUGUUGUUUAUGGGGUAAUCCUGUGUAUAAGAAAGGUGACUGGUCAAAUCUCUGUCGCCCGCCUUAAAACGUCCUCUAUCCCUCGGGCAAAUUUGGGCUCAGUGCCGCAUUGGAGGGGGUGCAGUAAAUAACAGGACACCCAUGAAUAAAAGCUUCCAGUUCUGUUCUCCUAAUUGCUAUGGUUUAAUUACAGUAAUCCUAAAACCACAUAAAGUUUCAUGUUAAGGGAAAAAAAAAUAUACCCAGCAUAUUUACCCCCUUAUGUAAUAAAAGGCACUAAGUCCAGAAGCAGUAAUCCAUAACGGCCAAUUAGAUGUUUGCUUUUAAACAGAUGACCAGUAAACUCUACCUGCUGAUGGGUUGCUAUGGGUUACUGCUCCUGGGCAAACUUAUUGCCUUUUAUUACAUAACCCCCUUAAUCUCUUAUCUCAUCAAUGAAACUAUUAGGGUGAAGACACACGGAGCUACUAAUAGCAGCUACUUGUCACAGCUACAAAAACAGACAAUGCUGAUCAUUUUCUGAUAACUGUCUCCACGUGUGUUUUAGCAGAGGCAAUUCUCAGUAUUGUCUAUGGCAGGUUAUUUUCUGGCGUUUAGUAGCCGUGACAAGGAGCUGCUACGAAGUAGCUCUGUGUGUCUUCCCCCUAAAGGUAGCUAGUGACAUAUUUAUAUGUGUAUAGUAGUGGGAGCUGCCAUACUGGCUGAAGCAUUGUCCAUACACCCCCAACUGGAUUGUCCUGUGAAUUAACCCUACACGUGUAGUGCUGUUCUACUGCUAUCCGUGCAGGAGACAAACAAGGCAUAUAUGUGCACUCCCAAUAACUUGUAACAUCCUUAUGUCUUAUGGCUGUUUGACAACUGGGCAUGACAAACUCCUGUGUUGGGCUCAUAGCAAUCCAUUUCCCACCCAAUAGCUUAUGCACCCUCAGUGUAACUAAUAAUUAGCCCUAUAAAUAAGACCCUGCUUAUAUUCUCCCUUCAGUGAUGCACUCGCCCCUGUUCGAGGGUUCAGUCCUAAUUUCUACUGUAAAAAACCCGAAAUCCCACUGUUUGUGCGUGAGUGUGCGGAAUGUUCCGAGGCCCGAAUACCUGUGUUCGUUUUUUUUCUCCUUCCACUGCUAAAAGCAGAUUUGCAAAUAAUGACAUUGGAAUGUAAAUGAGAUUCAUCGACAUUAAAUUAUUUACAGGUUA
Xenopus tropicalis (tropical clawed frog) is the source of this 1603-nucleotide messenger RNA. RefSeq names its product CDGSH iron sulfur domain 1 (gene cisd1). NCBI's taxonomy places the organism in Eukaryota, Metazoa, Chordata, Amphibia, Anura, Pipidae. Gene Ontology annotation, cellular component: mitochondrial outer membrane; mitochondrion. Gene Ontology annotation, molecular function: 2 iron, 2 sulfur cluster binding. The record is from RefSeq and is marked validated. Gene Ontology annotation, biological process: regulation of autophagy.